AUGCCCAGGUUCGGGCAACAAAUCCUUGUUAAUGGUGCACUGGGGACCAUAUAUGACUUUGCCUAUGAGGAUCACGUACAGGAUCCUCAAGCUCAUCAUCCCUUUGUCAUUAUGCCUAUCUUUCGCUCCUGGCGGGACUUCAUCAAGGGUAGUAUGCCCUGCUCUCGCACUCAGUUUCCCUUGACAAUUGCAUAUAGCAUCACUGUGCACAAGGCACAGGGUGCUACGCUUGAAUGGGUUGUUGCCGAUAUAUCCCAUCGCGAUUUCCAGUCUGGCCUCACCUACGUCGCCGUCUCGCGCGCCAAGACGUUGAAUGGCAUCAUGUUUGAUGCGUCCUUUGAUCUCAAUGAUAUCCGGCGUCGCACGGAUGGCUCUAUGGCUGCUCGGGCUGCUGACGCUGCCCGGCGUGCUGGCCAGGUUGUGACUGCCCAGGAAGCAUUGAAUUGA
Messenger RNA from Hirsutella rhossiliensis, 447 nucleotides. RefSeq lists its product as uncharacterized. Bases 1 to 447 code for a protein of 148 amino acids. The transcript is spliced from 4 exons. NCBI's taxonomy places the organism in Eukaryota, Fungi, Ascomycota, Sordariomycetes, Hypocreales, Ophiocordycipitaceae. The record is from RefSeq and is a predicted model, not a curated record.